Messenger RNA from Dromiciops gliroides (monito del monte), 1330 nucleotides. It is a transcript of the gene RPE, whose product is annotated as ribulose-5-phosphate-3-epimerase. NCBI's taxonomy places the organism in Eukaryota, Metazoa, Chordata, Mammalia, Microbiotheria, Microbiotheriidae. Gene Ontology annotation, biological process: carbohydrate metabolic process; pentose-phosphate shunt, non-oxidative branch; pentose-phosphate shunt. Gene Ontology annotation, molecular function: metal ion binding; D-ribulose-phosphate 3-epimerase activity. The record is from RefSeq and is a predicted model, not a curated record. The transcript has 6 exons. Gene Ontology annotation, cellular component: cytosol. The coding region runs from base 77 to 763 and encodes 228 amino acids.
GGAAAGCGGAGGGAGGGGUCAGACGAGGGUCGAGGUGUUGUCCGUGAGAGGAUCGUUCCGGGCACCAGUACCCACCAUGGCGUCAGGCUGCAAAAUCGGCCCGUCCAUUCUCAACAGCGACUUGGCCUGCCUGGGGGCCGAGUGCGCCCGGAUGCUGGAUUCCGGGGCCGACUAUCUGCACCUGGAUGUAAUGGACGGGCAUUUUGUUCCCAAUAUCACCUUUGGUCACCCCGUGGUAGAAAGCCUUCGAAAGCAGCUGGGCCAAGACCCUUUCUUUGACAUGCACAUGAUGGUUUCUAGACCAGAACAGUGGGUAAAGCCUAUGGCUGUAGCAGGAGCAAAUCAAUACACCUUUCAUCUGGAAGCUACUGAGAACCCUGGAGCACUGAUUAAAGACAUUCGAGAGAAUGGGAUGAAAGUUGGUCUUGCUAUUAAACCUGGCACUACAGUUGAGUAUUUGGCACCAUGGGCCAAUCAGAUAGAUAUGGCCUUAGUCAUGACAGUGGAACCAGGAUUUGGAGGACAGAAGUUCAUGGAAGACAUGAUGCCAAAGGUUCAUUGGUUGAGGACCCAGUUCCCUUCUCUGGAUAUCGAGGUAGAUGGUGGAGUAGGUCCUGACACAAUUCACAAAUGUGCAGAGGCAGGGGCUAAUAUGAUUGUGUCUGGUAGUGCCAUCAUGAGAAGUGAGGACCCCAGGUCUGUCAUCAAUCUCCUGAGAAACGUUUGUUCAGAAGCUGCUCAGAAGCGCUCUCUGGACAGAUGAGAUUCCAGGCAGCUUGACUCUGGCCCAGCCCACCUCCUCCUAGACCAGCUUAUUCUGCCUCACUGUCCCCUGGUGCACAAGAUUCGUGCUGCUGCCACCUCAGUCUGUCCUGAGCAGUUCGCCUUCAUUUCAUUGACUUCAGAUAUGCUGAGAAUGGAAAUAAGUGCAUAUAUGACAACUACUAGGUUUUUAAGAGUUGGGAAUUAAAUUUUCACGUGAAAAAAAAAUACACUUUUUACCAGAAGACUUGAUUUUUAUAAAAGAAAUAUAUUAUGAUGCCUUGUCCUGAGGUUAAAAAGCCAAAUUGCAUCUCAAAGACAGAAGAAAAAAAGAACACAGCAGCUGCUAACUAAAAAAGGACUAAAAUGGGUAAUACUGCUACUCAUAGAGAACUCUCAGAUGUUUGUGCAUCAUUAUGAAAAGGUUUGCAUUAUUGCUCAUUAGUUUUCUUUAGGAAAAACAGUUGUCCUUUUUUGUCAUCUGUGGAUGUGUAUGCUCUUUGUUUAUGUGACUGGACUUGAUUUGAGAACAAUCCAAGCUCUGUGCUUUGAGUAGAAUCAGAUGAUU